AUGGCUCAGAAACACGGAGAACAAGAUCUCUACGAUACGUUUUUCCUACGUUUCAGUUCCAAUGAUAAAAGUGAUCAGGUCCAUGACGAUUUAUACGAAGAACUCUCGUCCAAAACCAAAGAUAUUUCUACGCAAAACAUUUGA
Funneliformis geosporum is the source of this 144-nucleotide messenger RNA. The record is from the annotation of a GenBank genome assembly. NCBI's taxonomy places the organism in Eukaryota, Fungi, Glomeromycota, Glomeromycetes, Glomerales, Glomeraceae.